AUGAAUCCCGAUCUCCCACCCAACGCUGCAUGGGCAGCCAAUGCUUUUGCUCCAGGAAAGAAGGGGUCUACCAUUUCUAUUACCACCAAGAACGGACAUUCAACGUUCGGCACUCCAGCUCCAGUCCUCCCCACUCCCGCCAACCCUCCUCCAGCGGUAGCUCCGCCAAAGCGCAAUAAGGGCACCCCGUUCUCAAUGGCAGGUAGCCUAUUCAACCAACCUCCAACCUCUUCUCCGCCACCCGCUUCUCACCUUCCACCGCCAUAUGUUCCAUCGUCAUUGCUUCCACCAACAGCGGCGGCUGCUCCAAUUCCAUACGGAAAUUUCCCUCCCUACACCCCUUCUACUACCCCAUCUACGCUCGCACCAACUCCCCCGUCUUUCCUUCCUCACCUCCCUUCGGCACCAACACCAGCGCCAAAUUUCCCGGCUUUCUCUCUGUUUACCUUUCUUCAGCCCCCACAAGUCCCUUCCGCUGUCGCACCCCCAGUGCCAGCACCAAUGUUUGGUUCGGCACCUUUCUCCUUUUCUUUUGCUCCUCCUGUACCGGCAACAGCACCAGCGCCGAAUCCUGUCGCUUCAAACCUCUUCUCUUCUGCAUCGUUUGGGCAACCCGCAUCGGCACAAAUAGUAUCUGCACCAAUGCCUCUUCCUCCUUCCUUCCUUCCUUUGUAUGCGCAGCAACGACCUCCCUCACCAUUUUUCUCGCCGGUUUCGGCACCCAUUCGGUUCUGUCCUCAUCGACCCGCCGCUCCAAUUCCCGCCGAGCCUCCUUCUCCUGAACUUUUCUUUGAUUCGGAGAACCAGAGAAUCACAGAGGAGAUGGAUUUAUGGCACGCACUAUGCUCUUCCAUGGGCACAUGUGUUUCUCGACGACUUGAUCCUCAAAAUAUUGAAUAUCGAAGUCAAAGAAAGAAUUAUUAUAUACUCCUGUUUUCCAUUUUAUACACGGUUAAUAUUGCGGUCAGCAAUGUCUCACUUGGAAUAAUGACUAUCCCUGACCACCUAGUAAUCCGCUCCACCAUCCCCAUUUUCGUCCUCAUCCUCUCCCUACUAUUCCGUGUACACACAAAACCCUACUCCCCUCUCACCAUCCUCUCCCUUCUCCCCCUCACUCUCGGCGUCCUCCUCGUCUCCCACGACUCCCUCACCCUCACCCUCGACACCACGAUACUCUGUCUCCUCGGCGCCCUCCUCUCCGCCUGCAAAACCCUCUCAACCAACUCUCUACAAACCCACCUCUCCAUCCCCGCUCUAACAAUCAUCCACCACGUCGCCCCUCUCGCCGGCAUCCAAGCAACAAUCUGGUCGUACAUGAACGGCGAAAUCGACGAAUUUCUCGUAAAACACAUAUCCUCCACCUCUUCUCCCCUCUCGACCUCUUCUUCCGGUAUCCUUCUCAUCCUCACGAAUGGUCUCGUAGCAUUCCUACUAAACUGGUCAAGUUUCACCACGAAUAAAGAAGCAGGCGCCCUUACGAUGGCCGUGUUGGGAAAUAUUAAACAGGUCAUCUCGAUUGCGAUUUCGAUUGUGAUUUUUAGAGAUGCAAAUGCAUCAUUCACAGGAUUUGCUCAUAUCUUCGGGAUGAUUUUGGCGCUGGGAGGUGGAUUUCUGUACAGCUUGGUGGAAGUUGGAACAUUUGAGAAUUCAAAGAAUGACACAUUUGGUCAUUCAAAGGUUGGCCACUCUGGGAAUGUGGAGGAAGACAUAGGAAGUCGAAAGACAGUACACAUGUUACAUGAACUGAAACCCCGUCAUUUUUGGGAAGUGAAAAGAUGGCGUGUCGGGGUUUCACGUCUCACUAUCAUCUGUUGUGGAUUGGUUUUCACCUUUACUGUUUUGUUCUUUUGGGUUUCGUUUUCAUUAGUAUAG
Botrytis fragariae is the source of this 1872-nucleotide messenger RNA. RefSeq lists its product as uncharacterized. Gene Ontology annotation, molecular function: antiporter activity. Gene Ontology annotation, cellular component: Golgi apparatus. Bases 1 to 1872 code for a protein of 623 amino acids. The transcript is spliced from 3 exons. The record is from RefSeq and is a predicted model, not a curated record. Lineage: Eukaryota; Fungi; Ascomycota; Leotiomycetes; Helotiales; Sclerotiniaceae.